AUGCUCGAUGAGUUUGUGAACCGCUCCAAGACCCCACAAGUACCGUACGAGUUACCUACACAAAGUAUCACGGUUAUCAAACCGGAAACUGGAGAUUUCAAACAAAAAUUUGUGAAGCGAAAUCCGUCACUUGGAAGGCGAGAGCGGAACACGGGCCUGUGUUAUAGUAAGUAG
Molecule: messenger RNA, 174 nt
Organism: Loa loa (African eye worm)
Lineage: Eukaryota; Metazoa; Nematoda; Chromadorea; Rhabditida; Onchocercidae
Exons: 1
Coding region: 1-174 (57 amino acids)
Source: RefSeq, a predicted model, not a curated record